AUGUCUUCAUAUGCCAUCACCGGAGCCUCCAAGGGCAUCGGCCGCGAGUUCGUGCGUCAACUCGCUGCCGAUACGACCAACACGGUCCUGGCUAUUGUGCGAGACCCAAAAUCGCCCAAUAUAUCUGAGCUCGCCUCCAAGCACCCUAACGUGCACGUUAUCAAGGGUGAUGUGACGGACCCAAAGUCCAUUCUCGAGGCUGCCUCGGCUGCAGCCGCCAUCACCGGUGGGAAGCUAGACGUGCUUAUCCACAACUCCAACGCCGUUGAUGGGGCCACCAUGUCCUUCAACCCGACCCAGAUGCCCUUUGAUGCUCAAGCCAUUCGGACAAUUUUCGAUCCAGCACUCAGUACGGGCAUCUACGGCGGUCUAUGGACGACAAACGCCUUCCUUCCUCUGAUUGAGAAGGGCGUCCAGAAGAAGAUUGUGCACAUCUCUAGCGGCAUGGCGGAUUUGGAUCUUAUCAAUAAGACUGGUAUCAGUUAUGUUGUCGCGUAUUCUAUCGCAAAAGCCGGCAUGAAUGUCCAAGUCGCCAAGUACGCAGCAGAACUUGCGCCUAGAGGUAUCAAGGUGUUGGCUUUGAGCCCUGGGUGGGUUGAUACAUCGGAGGGAGAGAAACCCACUCAGGUGGUACAAGCGGAUAGAUUCAUGCUAAAGCAGUUUCAGGCAGUCGAGCCUGAACUCAAGGGGCAGAUUCAGCCUGAGGAGAGUGUUCGAAAGAGCCUCCAGGUGAUUGAACGUCUGGAUGCUGAAAGUAGCGGAUUGUUCCUGAGCCACAAUGGAGAUAGGGAAAGGUGGUUUUGA
Aspergillus nomiae NRRL 13137 is the source of this 804-nucleotide messenger RNA. RefSeq names its product SDR family oxidoreductase. The record is from RefSeq and is a predicted model, not a curated record. Bases 1 to 804 code for a protein of 267 amino acids. The transcript has 2 exons. Lineage: Eukaryota; Fungi; Ascomycota; Eurotiomycetes; Eurotiales; Aspergillaceae. Gene Ontology annotation, molecular function: oxidoreductase activity, acting on the CH-OH group of donors, NAD or NADP as acceptor.